Molecule: messenger RNA, 3207 nt
Organism: Drosophila obscura
Lineage: Eukaryota; Metazoa; Arthropoda; Insecta; Diptera; Drosophilidae
Gene: mspo
Product: spondin-1
Exons: 6
Coding region: 423-2294 (623 amino acids)
Biological process (GO): actin cytoskeleton organization
Cellular component (GO): plasma membrane
Source: RefSeq, a predicted model, not a curated record
CAUUUUCUCAGUACGCGAAGAACUCUGAACGCAGGCGGUUGGUUGCUCUUGGCUCUUGGUAGAUUUUCUCGAUAUUUUCUCCGUUUUUGCUCUCGCAUCGCAAACGCUGGCUCCUGGUCCGCGCCAAAAGUCCAAAUCGAAGAAUUCAUCAGCAUAAAAGUGGAGACAACGACAACGAGGGGAGAACAGAGUCAAAGAAACCGAAAAUAAAUAUGUGAGUGCGUGUGCGUGCUUGCCUCCGUCUGUGUGUGUGUGUGUGUGCGCGUAUGUGCGUUUAUUUUUAAGCACCGGCCCCAAAGGCAAAUGUGAAGUGCAAGCGAGAAGGGAAGUCAAAACCAAAUCAGAAAUAGCCCCGCCGCCAAGGAUAGAAAGAGAGAGGGCGCGCCGCAAGCACAGCACCGCAACAAACACCGUUUGACAGAAUGAGAGCGCAGCCGAACACAAAGUCGGCCGCCCAGUGGCCGCCCCUCCUCGGGCUCCUCGGACUUAUCGGGAUCAUCGGGAUCCUCGAGCCCACAGUGGCAGCCGCCGCGAGCAGCGCCUAUGGCGCAUCCUUCAUCUCAAAUCCGGGAAUCUAUGCCUACUCCGUGGCCAAUCAGCAGGCGCCCAGGGACAAUGACAUCAAGUUCGCCUCCACCGCCGCCGGCGGCGCAGCAGCAGGGGCGCAAUCCUCUGCAGACUCGAAUUUGAACCGCAAUUACUACUACACCAACAACAAUCCUGAAUCUCUGGCUGAGGGCCUCUCCGCGAGCUCCUCGCUUAACGCUCCCCCACCCACACAGCCAGCCCCGCAGACGGGCUGCACUCUGGACCGCCUGGCCGUCUACAAGGUGGUCCUGCACACCUACUGGACCAGGGAGCUAUUCCCCAAACACUAUCCCGACUGGCGACCCACCGCCCAAUGGACCAAGACUUUAGGUCGCACACACAAUGCCAACUAUGCGCUCUACCACAUCGGACAGCCGGCGACGGGGGCUGUCAAACAGUUCGCCGAAACGGGCAGGACGGACCUGCUGGACAGCAAUGCUGGCGAACAGCAGCAGCAGCAAAUGCAGAUGCAGUCACAGACAGGCAAAUCCCUGCCAGGUGGAUCUACGGCCACCACCACAGCCACAGCCCCACCAACAGGAGCCGCCGCGGCCACCGCCGCAUUCACAGCCAGCGAGCGUAGCGUAUUCGACGAGUUCAGCCUCCCAGCGAUUCAAAUGGGCGCCGGACGCAGCGAGGCGAAGGUGUUUGUCGACAGCAAUCAUAGCCUGGUGUCGCUAAUGACGCGCAUUGUUCCCUCGCCGGACUGGUUCAUAGGCGUUGAUUCAUUUGAGCUCUGUGUGGGCGGCUCCUGGAUAGACACCGUGACCGUUGAACUGGAUCCACUGGAUGCGGGCACCGAUAAUGGGUUCACCUUCACGGCGCCCAACUGGCCGACAGCGCCGCAGGGUGUCAUCUACCGGAUUACCUCCCGCUAUCCGGGCCAUCCGGCGGGCAGCUUUUAUUAUCCGAAGAGCAAGCGCUUGCCGCCCAUUGCCACGUUCCAGUUCAUCAAGCUGAAGGAAUACGAGCUUAGCGAGGUGUUCAACAUUGCCGAGGACGAUCGCAAAUAUGAGAUGGUGCAGACCCAAACCCAUCUCGACGCCGAGCACAAUCACGUGGAGAUGAACAACGAGCUCUCGGCCAGCAUAGAGCGCGAGCGCCAGACGGAGCAACAGCAACAGCAGCAGCAGCAGCAGCAGCAGCAGGAGCCGCAACAGCAGCAACAGUUGCAGCAAUUCAAUGACGAGAGGCAGCGCAUCCGUUCGCAGCUGCUGGCCAAAAUGAAUCCCAUCUACAGCUACGGCGGCAACAACAGCCAACAGCAGGCCCCGCAGCUGGGCAGCGUGGUGCCCAAGAACGACAAGCACGCCAUCUUGCAGAGCAUCGCCAGCAGCUACCGGCGUGCCACGGAUGCCACUAAUAAUAUCAACACCAACCUGACGGCAUCCACCGCCUCUGCAUCCGCCUCCGUUGGACAGUCACCAUCCCAAUCACAGUCCCAGUCCGUGGGCAGGGGAAAUCUAUCCCGUCGUCGCUCUCAGUCGCAGCGACGUCGCGACUGUCGCGUGAGCCACUGGUCGGAGUGGACGGCCUGCAGCAAGAGCUGCGGCAUCGGGGAGAUGCAUCGGUAUCGCAAGGUCAUCAAGCACGGCAAGCGGGGCGGCCGCCCCUGUCCGGCGCUGCAGCAGUCCAAGUGGUGCGGCACCGAGCGCAACUGCCACGGCCCACAGACCUACUUCAACUGGUCCGACUCCGACACAUGAACGAGCCCCGGAGUGGAGCAGGCGCAGGCGAUAUAAAUAUAAUUUUAAUUUACGGCGUAAGAAUUGCUUUUUCUGUGCAAAAAGAAGCACCAAGGAACAGGGGGAGAGAAGGAGAAGCAGGAUUCGGAUACGGAGGAUACCUGCACCGAAAUGAGAUUUUAAUUUUAAUUUAGAUUACGAUACGAAAUUGAUUUUAAAGCAGCAAACACCGCCAUGCCAGAGAAUGGAUAAAGCGGCGUGGAUAAAGGAGAGUGGAUAACUGGAAUAAAUUGCAUAUGAAACAGAGAGGACGGAGGGGAAGACUACUGACAAUAUUUAACACAAAAAGGAUUUAGACAAAGACAGGUGGCAGAAGGGGAGGCCGAAGGAAACCCAACAUCAGGCCUGCAGCAGUUCGAAAUUUAACUAUUUUUGAUUUCAGCCUCAUUUGGAUUCGACUUUCAGUUGCUUUAGCUCUAAAUAAUAUGUAAAAAUCAACAGCAACAACAGAAUAUAUUAUAAAACAAAAACAAAACAAAAACAAAACGUAUAAGAAAAAGAUAAACAGUAGACGUACAAAGGCAUAGAAAGCAAAUCAAAUUAAACAACAAGCGUGAACAUUUGCAUAUACCCAAGACAAGGAAACCCAACCAGAGCAAGCCCAAAGAAAACCCCCAAAAGAAAACCAAACCAAAUGCAACAACAACAACAACACCACACUGCGCACUACAGACGCACAACAGUAUACCGGAGUGUGUGUGGGCUGUGUGUGUGCGUGUGUAAUACACACUGUGUAUGUGCGUAUGUGCAUGUGUGUUUGGUGUUUGUGGUUCAGCAACUAAGCUAAUAUUAGAUGUAAACUAAGCUAAUUGAUAACAUUAAAUGGAUUGCAAAUAAAAGUCAACCACAAAACCGAAACACAUGAAAUCUGAUU